AUGGGUCGUGGUCGAAGUCGGAGUGAAAGUUCUAGCAAAAGUCGUAGUCGUAGCCGCAGUCAUAGUCGGAGUCCUAACAGUGGUCAUCGAGGCCGUAGUCACAGCAGACGACGUGGUCGUACAAGGAGCCAAAGCCAUCAUCAUGAUCGUCGAAGCAGGAGUCGUUCGAGUGAUCGCGAAAUGACGGAUUUACUGAAACUUUGUUGGAAACCGCUGAAAGAUGAUUCAAGAAAUUUUGAUGCAUGGACUCAUCUUCUGCAAUACAUCGAGCAACUUGAUGAAACCAAAGCGGCUCGUGAAGCAUACGAUGACUUCUUUAAGAGAUAUCCAUACUGUUACGGAUAUUGGAGGAAGUAUGCUGAAUUUGAACGUCGUCAUAAACACUACGAUCGUUGCAGUGAGGUUUAUGAACGUGGAGUCACAGCCAUACCACUGAGUGUUGAUCUGUGGCUUCAUUACAUUGCUUUCGUUAAAGAGAUCGUUCAACAUCAGGAGAAUGCAGUGCAGAAGACCAGACUAGUUUUUGAUCAUGCAAUUGAAGCAUGCGGUAUGGAAUUUCGUUCUGAUAAGCUAUGGGAUGAAUACAUUAACUGGGAGCUGAAUAAUGGUGAAACUAUACGAGUCGGAGCACUUUUUGAUCAGAUAUUAAGCAUACCAACUUUGCUUUAUAGUAAUCAUUUUGACAAAUAUAAGACCUUUGUGAAUUCAAACGAGCCUGAUCGAGUAGUAAGUCAGGAUGAAUACAGUGAAAUUUUUGCGAAAGUUGAAGCAGAUUUGCGUAAUGUGGUUGAUGGCGAUCUGUUUCUGUUAGAAGAUUAUGUCGAUGAUUCCCCACCAGAUUACAUCCCAGAAAAUGGCGAAGAACCACCGAAAAAGGUUUUCACGAGGCGCAAGCAUUGUGAAGAAGCACUACGUGUUUUACGUGCAGAAAUACUCGAACGACGGAAUAAAAAAUAUUUAUCAAAUGAACAGGAAGUUAGUCGACGUUGGGCAUUUGAAGAAAAUAUAAAACGACCAUAUUUCCAUGUAAAACCACUGGAACGCGCCCAAUUACGUAAUUGGCGUGCUUACCUUGACUUUGAAAUUGAGUGUGGUGAUAUCACACGUAUCAUAAUUCUCUUCGAAAGAUGUCUGAUCGCCUGUGCUUUGUAUGAAGAAAUGUGGAUUAAGUAUGCUCGUUACUUGGAGAGUAUCGGGGAAUCCAGCCGUGCCCGUAGUGUUUUUCGUCGAGCAACUGAAGUACACUUACCUCGCAAACCGAAUGUUCAUCUUGCCUACAGCGCCUUCGAAGAAAAAAAUGGUGAUUUUGAGAAAGCCAAUUCGAUUUUGGCAAAUUUUGAUCAUCGCUAUCCAGGAUAUGCUGUUAUUGCACUGCGUCGGAUUGGAAUUGAGCGGCGUUUUGCAAUGAGACAAACAGGAGAUAGGGAUUCUCCCGACUAUUCUUCUGUGAUUUCACGCUUUGAGCGUCUCAUACACGAUUCACGUACUCCACGUAAAUUGUCUGCAUUUUAUGCCCUGAAACUAGCAAGAUUUCAUGCCAAAACACGAAAUGAUCGCAAGCUUGCUGAAAAAAUCAUCAGAGAUGCAAUAAAUCGUGAUAAGAGCAAUCCACAACUCUACUUGGCGUUGGUUGACUUGGCCUAUACGGCACCAAUAUUCAAUGAACGAAGUGUGAUCGAAGCACUGAAUGAAGUUCUAGAAAGUGACCAGCUUUCCGAUGAAGAUAAAUUGCGUUUUUCACAGAGAAAGUUGGAUUUUUUGGAGGAUUUGGGAACAGACGUUGAAGCUCUCCAGAAACACCUCGAAUAUCACACGCAACUUCAAAAAAGUAUUGAGAAUGUUGCUGUGCCGAACAAAAGAGCAGCUGAUAUGAGAAGUUCUGGUGACCCACUUGACAAAAAGAUGCGAACAGUUGCGUGUUACUCGGCUUAUCCAGCUCACCAACAACAGCAGUACUAUGCAGGUGCAUCUAACACAGAUAACGGAGUGACAGCAGUAGGAGCAGCAUAUGCAGCAAUACCAGCAGCUACAGCUGGCCAGCAGCAACCACCGAUAUCCAAUACAACCCAGUACUAUUAUCCUGGACAGCAGCAACACCAACCAGCAAUAGUUCAACCGGUUCCUGUUUUAACAACGAUUCAGCCAAGUUAUGUUCAGCAGUAA
Molecule: messenger RNA, 2163 nt
Organism: Loa loa (African eye worm)
Lineage: Eukaryota; Metazoa; Nematoda; Chromadorea; Rhabditida; Onchocercidae
Product: pre-mRNA-processing factor 39
Exons: 16
Coding region: 1-2163 (720 amino acids)
Biological process (GO): mRNA 5'-splice site recognition; RNA processing
Cellular component (GO): U2-type prespliceosome; U1 snRNP; commitment complex
Molecular function (GO): protein binding
Source: RefSeq, a predicted model, not a curated record